Molecule: messenger RNA, 1092 nt
Organism: Oncorhynchus keta (chum salmon)
Lineage: Eukaryota; Metazoa; Chordata; Actinopteri; Salmoniformes; Salmonidae
Product: integral membrane protein 2C-like
Exons: 6
Coding region: 132-914 (260 amino acids)
Biological process (GO): negative regulation of amyloid precursor protein biosynthetic process
Cellular component (GO): Golgi apparatus; plasma membrane; extracellular exosome
Molecular function (GO): amyloid-beta binding
Source: RefSeq, a predicted model, not a curated record
UUCCGGUAGAUUGAUACCACCAGCUAUAUUGUAUCAGUAACAACAGAAGAGGCUCGCAAACGAAAGGGGAUCUAGCUACUGUAGCUAGAAAGAAUCGAAACCCACCCGACCAGUCUUUGACAGGGACAGCCAUGGUCAAGAUCACUUUCCAGUCCGUCGCGGGACAGAAAGCCGAGAAAGAGCAGAAUGAUGGCGACAAGACCGAUAUUCUCAUAACCCAUCCAAUGGAGGAUGAGGAGGAGCUGGUUCUGCCUCUGCGCUCAGGGAGAUCUCCUCUGAAUGGCCUAUGCUGCCUGACCUUUGGCCUGGUGGUCUUCAUGUCUGGUCUGGUGUUGGCCUCCAUCUAUGUCUACCGCUACUACUUCAUACCCCAGAUCCCAGAGGAGAGUCUGUUCCACUGCAGGGUUCGUUAUGAGGACUCUGUGUACGCCCCUCUGAGAGGCAGACAGGAGCUGGAGGAGAACGUGGGCAUCUACCUGGAAGACAACUAUGAGCAGAUCAGCGUGCCUGUGCCCCACUUUGGAGGAAGCGACCCUGCUGACAUCAUCCACGACUUUCACAGGGGACUGACUGCCUACCAUGACAUCGCUCUGGACAAAUGCUAUGUCAUCGAGCUCAACACCACCAUCGUUAUGCCCCCACGGAACCUCUGGGAACUGCUGGUCAAUGUUAAGAAGGGGACAUACCUGCCCCAGACCUACAUUAUCCAGGAGGAGAUGUUUGUGACAGGGAAGGUUCACAACAUGCGCCAGCUGGGGCCCUUCAUCUACCGCCUGUGUAACGGCAAGGACACAUACCGCCUGAAACGCCGCGCCCGCAGACGCAUCAACAAACGGGAAGUGGCGAACUGCCAUCGCAUCCGCCACUUUGAGAACACGUUUGUGGUUGAGACAGUCAUCUGUGAUGGAGUGUAAACUGUUACCUCAGCAUGACCUUCUGGCACGACACCCUAAGGCAUAGCCACCUCUCCAGCCACUGUAGCGCAUCCCUGUGUAGAUACUUAGAAUGACCUUUCAGUUGCACUUUAACUAUGGUUUUGUCACUUUUUCCAUAUGUUUAACUCUUCUUUAUAAACUAUAUUAGGAAUUGUCA